Paramecium sonneborni is the source of this 4166-nucleotide messenger RNA. The record is from the annotation of a GenBank genome assembly. NCBI's taxonomy places the organism in Eukaryota, Ciliophora, Oligohymenophorea, Peniculida, Parameciidae.
AUGUUAUCUAUAAUAAGUAUAUAUUCUAAAAUAAAAUAAAUUGUUGUAUUUGAAAAUCUGUAAUUUUUUCAUAACUUUUUUCAUCAAUAUGAUGAUGAUCCAACUGAAAAUUUUGCUGGUUUAAUAUAUAUAGAUUCAACAUUAGGUGAAAUAACUAUUAAUAAUUUGUUUUGUAAAGAAAAUGCAAUAACUAAUUCAUUAGCAUCCUUUAUUUUUAUAAUUUCACAAGCAAUCAUAUUUAAAAAUAAUAUCAUAAGCAAUCAUAAUGUAAUUAAUUAAUAAUUAUGGAGUAAAUUUUAUCAAUUGGAUCUUGAGAGAUAAUAUGAUUAAGAUCAAAUUAAUUAAAUUAUUCAAUAAAUUUAUCCUAUUAAAGUUUAAGGAGGAGUGGCAAAAAUAAUAUCUGAGAAAUUUGUUUGUAAUAAUUCAAUAUUUCAAAAUAUUUUAGCUUUAACAAGUGCUAUCUUCGAUAUUAAAACUUAAGGUCAAGGAUUAAUAUAAUUUGUUAGUAUUUCAAUUGAAUCAAUAUCUUCUAUUUAUAAAUAUGGCACUGAUAAUUUCGGAUGUAUAAAUAUUAAUUCCUAAAAUAGUAAUUUAAAUUUAGAAAUAUCUAAUUCGAAUUUUAUAAAUGUAUUUAAUGCAAUGAGUACUGUUUUAUUUUCUAUCAGUCCAUCUUAAAUAAAAGCCGAAAUAUAAUUAAAGAAUAUAGAAGUGAGAAACUGUUUCUCAUUCAUAAAUUAAAUAAUUAAAGUCUAAUUUUCAUUAAACAAAGAAAAUACUUAAUUUGAACUUAAAAUGUUUAAUAUUAGAUUAAUAUUUGAAGAACAAGCUUGGAUUAAAUAUUUUUCAAAAUAUAAACAAAUUGAUUAAAUUACUUAAAUUAAUGAAGAUAAUGGAAUUUUUAAUGUAAUAGGAGGUUAAAUUAUAAUAGAUUAAUUUGCUAUUUAAGGUAUCAUAUUAUCCCAGAUAUUUAAAAUUGUAAAUUCAAUAUAAUUGUUGAUAAAAAAUGUGUAAAUAUGUGAUAUUUAUGCUUUUUAUUAAUUGCCGUUAAUUCUUCUUGAUCAAUAAUUAAAUUCAAUUGUUAUACUUUAAAACAUAAUUAUUUAACGUUUUUCAAUUUAUUAAAUGAAUUAUCAUGAAGAAGACAUUAAUAACAAGCAACAAUUUGUAAUCAUUUAAUGUUAACUUCAUAAAUUAGACUUAAAAGAUGAUUAUAGUUCUUAAAAUUUUCUAACAUAAAAAAUUUCAUUAUUAUAAGAAUAAUCAAUUAAGAUAGGUUAUCCAUUAAUAAAAUUUAUGAGUUCAAACAAUUAGGUAAGGUUUAUAAUAAAUUAAAUUAAGUUAAUAUAAAAUAAUUGUUUAAGUUGUUCAAGAGGAAUUUUAUUUUUUGAUCUAAGUGAAUUUAAUUAUGUAAAAAUUUAUGAGCUUUUAUGUAUUUAUAAUUAAAUAAAAGAGAUUGGUUGCUUAAAUUUUUAGAGUAACUAAAAUAAUAAAAAAAAAGUUUCUGUAUAAUAUUCUGAUUUUAUUUAAAAUAAUGGUAGUAAAGGAGGUGCGAUAAAUGCUGAAAAUAUACAACUAUAUUUAAGUAAAUGCAAAAUAAUUGGUAAUAUAGUAAGUAAAGCAGGAGGAGGUAUUUACGUUGAUAUAAAUAAAAAUGAAUUUAAAAUAACCUAAUCUAUUUUGAUAUUAAAUAAAGCUAAAGUAGGGGGAGGUAUUUAUAUAGCAAGAUAAAAUGUAAAAAACGAUGAUAACCUUUCAUAAUGCUUUUUUCUUUUUAAUUAAGCUGAAAGUUAUGGAGAUAAUUUAGUUGAGAAUCCAACUCAUCUAAGUCUUUCUAUUAAUAAUAAAGAAAUAAUGUCUAAAUAAAUGGAUCUAGGAAACAAUACUAUAUCAUUCUCAAUAAUUAAACCGUAUAAUAUUAUUGAAUAAGGAUAUUUAUUAACAGCAAAGCAAUUAAUUAUUCCAAGUAAUUAGAAGAUUAGUAAUUAUAAAAUAUAUGUUCCAAAAUAACAAAUAUUUCUAAAUUAUAUCGAAAGUAUGCUAAUAUCAUUUAAAAAUCGAUAUAAUGAAAAAUUAGAAGAUUUAAUUAAUUCAUCUUGUUAUGUUAAUGCAACUAUACUUUAUAAAAAUAAUAAGAAUACAUUAUAAGAUAGAAUAUAAAAUUUAGAAUUAGAUUAAGAUUAAUAAGGUUUUGAUUUAAGUUUUCUAUCUUUUAGUUUUGAUCCUUAUGAUUCUGAUUUAUCAGUAUUAUAAAUAGAAUUGAAUUGUUAUUUUUAAUUGAUGGAUGAAAAGUUAUAACUUUAAAUUUAUGCUAAAACUCUUAAAUGUUAGUUAGGAGAAUUCUACAUAGAUAAAGGUUGUUAAAUUUGUUAAUCAAAUUAAGGAUUUUAUACUGUAACUUAUAACUCUACAAAAUGCUCAAUAUUUGACAAAUAAAAAUUUGAAAAUAUAUCAUCGAAUUAAAUUAAAUUGUAUCCAGGAUAUUGGAGACCUGAUUACCUUUCAGAUUAUACAGAAAGUUGUUUUAAGAAUCCUACAUUUUGUAUUGGUGGUUGGAAUGUUGGAAAUAAUCUAUGUAGUAAAGGUCAUUUAGGAGGAUUAUGUGAAGAAUGUGAUAAUUUUAAUUUAAGAGGGGAUGGAUAAUUUUAUAAAAAUUUAGAAGAUUUUUAAUGUUUAGAAUGCAAUCAAAUUUGGAAAAGUAUGAUACCAUUUAUAUUUACUUCGAUUUGGUAUUUUAUUAAAUUAAUUAAUAUUAAGGGCAUUAUUAUCAAUUUUAAUCACUUUAAGAAGUAUUGAAAUAUCAAAUAAGUUGUUCUCAUCUCUUAAAAUUGGAUAAAAGUAUAGUAAAAUCAUAUUUAAAUUAAAUUAAGGUAAUUAGAUAUUAAUAUUAUAGAUCAUGAAAGUAUUCUUAUUAAAAUGUUACUUAAUUAUUUAUGGAUAUUUUCAGUUGUUUUUAAUUUUAAUAUCACUUUUUCUAUUUCUUUUAAUUUUAUUGAAUAAACAAGUAAUACAUCAUAUUUUAUGGCUAACAAUUUGGAUUGUUAUUUAUCUUAAAUCUAAAAUAUAGAAUUAAUCUAUUUAAGAUUAAUAUUUAUGAUGAUAUUGAUUAUAAUUCAACUGUUAAUAAUUUGGAUAGGAUUUGCUAUUUAAGCUAAAUGUAAGAAAUAACUAUUGAAUAGAAGUAUCAUUUCAAAUACCUUAUUAUAUUUAUAUGUAUCAAAUUAUGCUGCAUUAAUUAAAUAGUAAUCAAAAAUAAAUUAUUAUUAUUUAGGUUUAGUUCAAUUAUUUCUAAUAGAUAGAUUUCAUAAAUUUCAUAUAUACAAGGAGAUGUAUCUCUUUUAUAUGGCACUGCUAAUCAUAUUUCAUGGAUUAUUUAUUUUGCUAUUCCAGGUUUAGGAAUUUUUGGUCUGUUUAUUCCUUUCUCUUUAUUUUUCAUAUUGUACAUAAAUAGAAAAUAAUUGGAUAAAAUAAAACUCAGAAGACAUAUAUGCUAUUUGUUUAAUGAAUAUAAUAGCGAAAGUUAUUAUUGGGAAUCAAUUAAAUUAUCAAAGAAAACUAUUAUUAUUAUAAUCUUGACAUAUUUUGAAAGCAAUAUUUUUUUAAAAGCAUCUCUUUUAGGAUUAUGUUUAUUAGUUUAUUAAUUGGCAACUGUAAAACACAAACCAUAUAUAAUUUCAAGUUUAAAUUUUUUAGAUAUUCAAGCAGGAUAAAUUUGCUCAAUAACUAUAUUUAUUGCUGGAGCUAAUUAUGUAAGCGAAUAAGAAAAUAACCCAAAUUUAUCAAUCAUUUUAUAAAUUUGUAUUGUUCUACUUUGUAUUAGAUUAUGUUACCCAUUUAUUAUUAAAAUUUUUUCAGUUUAUUUUAAGAAAUACAAAAUUCCUUUUCUAGGAAUAAUAUAUAAAAUUUCUAGAUAUCUAAUGCCAAAUUUUUCUCUUACUAAAUAUUUUAAUAAUUAACUCAAAAAAUUAAACUUAAUAGAAUCACGUCUUAAAAACAAUUUUACAAAAAUACGUUACCAUUUAAAAUCAUUAUCAAAGGCUUAAAAAGGACAUUAAAAGUAAUAAAAAAAUUAAAAUAGGCAAUUUAUUUCAUUGAUUAGUUCCAUACAAACAAUCAGAUUUCCAUAAACUAUUGUAGAUGUAGAAAUGAACAAAUUGAUUAGUCCUUGA